AUGCGUUGGACCCAGGCUGCUGCCCUGGCCGGCCUCGUCGGCCUGGCCCAGGCUAAGACCUACAACAACAUCCGCGACCAGGAGAUCCGCGACUGCGGCUCUGUUGGCUGCUACGCCAAGGCCAUGCAGGCUCGCCAGGUUGGCCACGGCCCCCGCAAGAUGAUGGGUCGCCAGAUCGACAACACCACCAGCUCUGCUUCCACCAGCGAGGAGCCUUCCUCUACCACCGAGGCCCCCUCGUCGUCGUCUUCGGCCGCUCCCAGCAAGACGACCACCAUCUCGGUUGCCUACCCCACCGCCACUGACUACUCUGCCAUCUUCGCUCUCGGUGCUGGCUCUGCCAUCAUCACCACCGUGACUGUCAACGGUCAGGUCGUCGAGGUCGUCCUCGUCAACAAGGGCUGCUUCGGCGCCCAGGCUGGUGUCAACCCCUUCACCGCCAACCCCGAGGCGGGCAGCGCUGCCUCUGCUAGCGAGUGCACUGAGUUCUGCCAGGCCUUCCCUCUGGGUUACUCUAGCGAGGUCGUCGCCGACUGCUACUGCGGUAGCGCUCAGCCCAGCCUGCAGCAGAUCGACGACUCCUACUGCCAGACCACCUGCCCUGGUGACUCUACUCAGUUCUGCGGUGGUGGCCCUGCCCCUACCAAGCGCGACAUCAAGGUCCGCCAGAGCACCGUUGCCGCCCAGAUCUUCGAGACCGUUCCCCGUGCUGAUGUCUUCAUCCCCGGUGUUGACGGCAACACGACCACGACUGCCCCCACCAGCGCUCCUACCUCUGCGCCCACUAGCCAGGCCACCAGCGGUACCGAGUCCACCACCGGCACCGGCACUGAGCCCACCUCCGGCAUGACCUCCAUGACCUCCAUGACCUCCGGUGCCUCUUCCACCGGCUCUGCCAGCGCCACCUCUUCCUCCGCCGCUGCCGGCAUUCCCACUGACACCCCCAUCAUCUUCGGCAUCUCCCGCAUUGGUGGCGCCAACCCCUCCAACGCCGUCAAGCGCCAGACCAACACUGGUACCUUCCUUGGUGGUGCCGGCCCUGUCGCCCCUGAGAGCUGCUCUGAUGCCACCACCUUCCGCAUCUCCAACGGCCAGCUCUUCUCUGGCAACCAGCUCGUCUCCACCAACGCUGGCACCCCCUACCAGGCCUUUGCUGUCUCCCCCGUCGUCGGAGCCAUCACCACCACCUUCACCUCGGCCGGCUCCAACCUGGUCUGGGCCAACGCUGCCUUCCCCGGUGGUCAGGCUGGCUUCUGCCAGGACAACACUGGCCGUGUCUACAUCACCUUCGGCACCUCGCCCCCUCUGUGCACUCCCGUCAACCUGGUUGCCUAUGCUGCCACCCAGUGCCAGAACGGCCAGAUCGUCGGCCCCACCCCUGCUCCCACCACCACUCCCCUCCCUGCCAACCAGACCCUCAGCCUGCCCGCCAACGUUUUCUUCCCCGACAACGUUCCCACUGGCGAGGCUUGCACCUGGAUCCAGGCUUCCUGGACCAUUGGCGAGGCCACCAUCACCCCCUUCGCCAACCCCGCUGCCUAA
Molecule: messenger RNA, 1542 nt
Organism: Thyridium curvatum
Lineage: Eukaryota; Fungi; Ascomycota; Sordariomycetes; Thyridiales; Thyridiaceae
Exons: 1
Coding region: 1-1542 (513 amino acids)
Source: RefSeq, a predicted model, not a curated record